AGGAGAGAGAGAGAGAGAGAGAGAGAGAGAGAGAGAUGAGGAAUCCGCCAUCGUCAUCGUCAUCAUCGACUUGGCCGAGCAAGCCAACGCCGUGCUGCAGCAAAGUGGGAAUCAAGAGGGGCCCGUGGACGCCUGAGGAAGACGAGGUCCUGGCGGGCUAUGUGAAGAAGGAAGGGGAAGGGAGGUGGAGGACUCUGCCGAAACGGGCAGGGCUUAUGCGCUGCGGCAAGAGCUGCCGCCUCCGGUGGAUGAACUAUCUCCGGCCAUCCGUCAAGAGAGGGCAGAUCGAGCCGGACGAGGAGGAUCUCAUCCUGAGGCUCCACCGAUUGCUCGGUAACAGGUGGUCCCUGAUAGCCGGGAGAAUUCCAGGAAGGACAGACAACGAGAUCAAGAACUACUGGAACACUCAUCUAAGCAAGAAACUCAUCAGCCAAGGGAUCGAUCCGAGGACCCACAAGCCAUUAGACCUUAUCCCCAACAUGCCGACAUCAGAUCUCCAUGAUGUUGCACCGGCUUCAAUCUCCCCAAAAACCCCUAGCGCGUCUGAGUUUCAAGUGACUAAUGGCGAUCACUAUCGAGUCACCGUAACCGAUAACACCAAGGAUCCUAAGGAAGUGAUGACUAACCUGCAAGAUCCGCGUCCAAACCCUAGGGUUGAUCAUCAGGACGGUAUCAAUCAGAGUUGGCAGAAUCUUGAUGGGACAGCGAUGAUGGCCGGAUCUUCGUCACACCAUAGCAAAGCACAGAGCCAUGCUCAAUUCUACAUGGACAACAAUAAUGAGGACCUGUUCUCUUCAUUCUUGGAUUCUCUGAUCAACGAGGAUGGCUACAUGAAUCAGCAUCAGCGUGCGACUUCUUUCCUUCCUAUGGUUUCUUCUGCUAUGAAUAACUACAAUAAUCAAGGAGCCAUCUGGGACGCUGAAUUGAGAGCUGCAAUGGGGCCAUUACCUGUUGAUAUUCUACAACUGAAAAUCAGGUAUAAUGUUUAUGAAUCAAGGAUAUUACACGCCUGAAAUAAUCUCGUAUGGCCUAUGUAAACAAAGAAACCAGGAGGUCAUAUAAGACAUCGCAACC
Molecule: messenger RNA, 1074 nt
Organism: Rhodamnia argentea
Lineage: Eukaryota; Viridiplantae; Streptophyta; Magnoliopsida; Myrtales; Myrtaceae
Product: transcription repressor MYB6-like
Exons: 4
Coding region: 36-1013 (325 amino acids)
Source: RefSeq, a predicted model, not a curated record